This is a messenger RNA of Triticum urartu, 630 nucleotides long. RefSeq lists its product as uncharacterized. Lineage: Eukaryota; Viridiplantae; Streptophyta; Magnoliopsida; Poales; Poaceae. The record is from RefSeq and is a predicted model, not a curated record.
AUGGCCAACAUAGAGCUGCAUAUGGCGCCGCACACAAACCAACACGCGAUCCACCCAAGGAUUUGCAUCAAAAGGAUGGCCCAGCCAGAGAUACGUGCCAUACGGCCUACCCCGAAGGAGUCUCGCCACUGGUUGUUAAAACCGAUCACCUUCGACCAUCGGGAUUACUCUAGAAGUAUCCGGAAUGCAGGUUGGACUGCCUUAGUAUUAGAUCCGAUAAUCGACGGACUCCACUUUACACAAGUCCUGAUGGACGGCGGCAGUGGUCUAAACCUGCUAUAUCAGGACACAGUCCGCAAAAUGGGGAUGGACCCAACAAAAAUUCGCCAUAGCAACACUUCCUUUCAAGGAGUAACGCCAGGCCCGAAGGCCCAUUGCAUGGGUUCCCUCCUGCUAGAAGUUAUGUUCGGCUCCCCCGAUAACUUCCGCCGCCAAAAGCUAACCUUCCACAUCGCCCCAUUUUCAAGUAGCUAUCAAGCACUACUGGGACGUGAGGCUUUCGCCCGCUUUAACGCAAUACCGCAUUAUGCAUCUCUUACACUUAAGAUGCCCGGUCCACGAGGCACCAUCUCACUAAAGGGAAAUAUCGAACCACGGACACGGCUAGGCGAGUCCGGAACAAACAUAUAA